Molecule: messenger RNA, 748 nt
Organism: Paramecium octaurelia
Lineage: Eukaryota; Ciliophora; Oligohymenophorea; Peniculida; Parameciidae
Source: the annotation of a GenBank genome assembly
AUGCUUGCAAAGAUUUGCUAAUAGAUCAAAAACAACGUAAUUUAUUUUUAAAAGAAAUUAGUUUAGACCCUUAUCGAAAAAGAUUAGUAAACUACAGAUAAGAAGAGUGUAUUAGUUUUUGAUGAUGCUGUUUAUUUAAAACGAUAUUCUAAGUAUUAUUUUGGAAUAUGAUUUUAGUUAUAGAUAAUAGGAUGAAGACGUUAUUAAUAACUUGGUUUACUCGAAGAAUAAUGAUAAGUGCCAAUAGUUUUUAUUAAGCUUGUAAUAAUGUUAAGCAAGAAAAGUGUAACAUUUUCUUAGAAGAUCAAUUAUUUUACUAAAAUUAACAUUUCCUUUACAAAUCUUAAUUUUCUCUAAAAUCUAUCUAGCUUCAAUUUUAUUUCUUUUAUUAUUAUAUUAGGAGUGAUGGGACUAUUCUACAAACUAUACAAUAACUAUAAAAUUCACCAAUUCCACCACUUCUACAUUUAAAGUUCGAACUAAUUCUUUUAUUUGUUAAUUUGAUAAAGAUAUUAUGGAUAGAAUAAUAAUAGGAUUAAAUUAAUUAUUAUCGAAUUAGUCAAUAGUUUUAUACUUAAAGGAGAAUAAGAAUGGAAGGGGUUUUAAAUGUAAAAUUUAAAUAUCAUGCUUUUAAUGAGUUUGUUAUAUUUCGAGGAUUGAAUACAAAUUGUAUUUCUAGAAAUAUAUAUUAGCAAGAUGCUAUUGGGGAUGGGAUUAUAAUUUCGACUCCUACAGGAUCUACUGCUGA